UAGGCAUUAAUUUAUUUCUAACGAAUGUUAUUUAUCAUAUAAAAAAUAUUUUUCGAUUAAAAUUUAUGUUGCAACCUAAAAAAACUUUUUUUGUUUUUUUGUGUGCCAUAUAUUUUUGCGAUGCAACCAGUAUACGGUUCGUUUCAAAUGAAAAAUUUAGAGACUUCGAAGAUAACAACAAAAAAUUAGAACGAAGCAACAACAGCGUACAUAGCUAUCAUUACAAAAUUGAAGAAAACGAAGUGUUUAACAACAACAAAUCUGAUUGGCAGUUUAAAGGAUUUAAUAUUAAUAAUAACUACAUACUUGAUAAAAAGCCAGCAUCGGUCAGCAUUUUGCAUAAACAUCAGUCAACUCAAAGAAAAUGUCAUCAAAAUAAUCGCUUUAUAAGUAACCAUUUAAUAGAAAAACCAAAAAGAGAAAAGCAAAAAAUUUUACUCAUUUCAAUAGACGGACUUCGUUGGAACUAUCUUAACAAAGCACACACUCCAAACUUGAAAAGAAUCAUUAAAGAAGGAGUUUCCGUUGAUUUUGUUUUAAAUGUGUUCCCGACUUUAUCCUUGCCAAAUCAUCAAAGUAUUGUAACUGGACUAUACCCUGAGCACCAUGAAAUGAUUAGUUACACUAUGAGAGAUUCAAAAUCUGGUCAGGACUUUGAUGGAACCUCUGAAUGGUGGAAUAAAUCGAUUCCAAUUUGGAUAAGUAACCAAAAACAAGGUUAUCAAAGUGGAAUAUCAUUUUGGCCCGGAUAUAGAGUAAAGUAUGAUGGGAUGCAGCCUUUUUACCUUCCAGACAAAAUGCCUGAUCAAAAAUUCAAUACUUCAAGUGAAAACAACGAUAAAUUCAACACCACAAGUGAAAACAACGACAAAUUUAACAACAAAUUAAUGCCAAUUAAUGAGCGCAUAAAGCAAGCUGUCAAUUGGCUAAAGAAUGACAAUGUAACUUUUGUUGCAUUGUAUAUAGAAACUGUUGAUAAAGUUACACAUACAACCUCCCCAGAUUCCGAUAAGAAAAAUAUGAAAACAUCAAUUGAGAAGGCGAUUGUAUCUGUAGAUAGAAAUUUAGGUUUUGUCCGAAAGCUUUUAGUAAAGAAUAAUUUGCAAUCACUCGUAAACGUUAUCGUCAUAGGUGACCAUGGUUCCGUCGACGCCAACUACACUCAAAUGAUUGUGCUGGAUGAAUACCUAAAUGUAGAAAAAAAUAUUGAACAUAUCGAUGGAGUUACAAGUGUUUUUGUAACAACAAAAUCAAAAAAGAAACAACACGUGUACGAGAUACUCAAGAAAAAAAGUAAAACAAAAAAUUCGCACUUCCAAGUCUAUUUAAAAGAAAAUAUUCCAGAAUUUUUUCAUAUUAAAAAUAGUAACAGAAUAGGCGACAUUCUCAUAUUGCCAAAACCGGGAUGGACAGUUGUGGCAAAAAAGUGGAUGCCGUCGUAUUAUAAAGGACAGUGGAGCCGAGGUGAGAAUGGUUAUAGUAACAUCGAGGCAACUAUGAAUCCUGCUUUUUUCGCUUAUGGCCCUUCUUUCCGAGUUGGCUAUAAACAAUGGUGCGUUAAGACAAUAGAUAUUUACUCUUUAAUGUGCCAUAUAUUAAAUAUAAACCCGGAAUUUCACGACGGCUGCUUCGAACGAGUCAAACCUUUCUUAAAAGAGUUCAGAGGUGAAAAAUACAUUCAAGUAAACGAUAAAUUUGAUCCUAUAAUUUGCUAGUUAUUUUAUUAAAAAAAAUAUUUAUUUAAAAAGAAUCUUAAGUUAAUUUAUCAAACAUAGCUUGAAGCAACGUUUGAACAACGUUGGAACAAUAUUUGUUGUAUCACCAUUAAAAAUCAGUUGCAAGUUGCAAAAGUUAUCAGCUGCUAUUUAUACUCACUUCACUUUUAACUUUUCCAUAUUGUGAGGACAUUCUAAUUUUUUCCCAUUUACCUGACUUCGCAGUGACCUAAAAAUUAAAGUAUAUUAAAAAUGUUAAAGUGAAUUUUUAUAUAAAAAUUUCUUAUAUUUA
Messenger RNA from Hydra vulgaris (swiftwater hydra), 2007 nucleotides. RefSeq names its product bis(5'-adenosyl)-triphosphatase ENPP4. Lineage: Eukaryota; Metazoa; Cnidaria; Hydrozoa; Anthoathecata; Hydridae. The record is from RefSeq and is a predicted model, not a curated record.